Molecule: messenger RNA, 1422 nt
Organism: Grammomys surdaster
Lineage: Eukaryota; Metazoa; Chordata; Mammalia; Rodentia; Muridae
Product: cardiotrophin-1
Exons: 3
Coding region: 96-686 (196 amino acids)
Source: RefSeq, a predicted model, not a curated record
GUCAGGUAACCAGCGGGUGAGUUGGGAGAAAGAGCAGGCGCCAAGGAAUUGAGGCUUCAGGGCCUUGGGUUCAGGGGUUAGAUCACCGAAUAUAUAUGGAAGACCACCAGGCUGACUCCUCAAUCUCAUUCCUACCUCAUUUGGAGGCCAAGAUCCGCCAGACACACAACCUUGCACGCCUCCUGACCAAAUAUGCAGAACAACUGCUGGAGGAAUAUGUGCAGCAACAGGGAGAGCCCUUUGGCUUGCCGGGCUUCUCACCACCGCGGCUAUCGCUGACCGGCCUGAGUGGCCCAGCUCCGAACCAUGCGGGGCUACCGGUGUCCGAGCGGCUGCGGCAGGAUGCAGCCGCCUUGAGUGUGCUGCCCGCUCUGUUGGAUGCCGUGCGCCGCCGCCAGGCGGAGCUGAACCCGCGCGCCCCGCGCCUGCUGCGGAGCCUGGAGGACGCGGCCCGCCAGGUUCGGGCCCUGGGCGCCGCGGUGGAGACGGUGCUGGCCGCUCUGGGCGCUGCAGCCCGCGGGCCCGGACCAGAGCCCGUCGCCGCCGCUACCCUCUUCACGGCCAACAACGCUGCAGGCAUCUUCUCAGCCAAGGUGCUGGGGCUCCAUGUGUGCGGCCUCUAUGGCGAGUGGGUGAGCCGCACCGAGGGCGACCUGGGCCAGCUGGUGCCAGGGGGCGUCGCCUGAGAGCCAAUACUUGUUCUUGCACGCUCGCUCUGUCCCGCCUCUUUGGCUUCUAAUUCUCUGCCUCUCCAUCUGUGUCAUCCGUGUGUGUUCUUGGGCUGUCCCUCUCUUUCUGCAUUGUAUGAUCUUUCUUUUCUGCUCUCCUUUUCUCAGGGAGCUUCUUGUGCCCACCAGUUUCCCAUCGUGUGUCUUUCUCUGAACUCUUAUGUCUCUGAGAGGCUUCUGCUUCUGUUUCCUUGUCUUUUGGUUCUUUCUUUCUUGGCUUGCUCGUUUAUUUUUGAGACAGGGUCUCACCAUAUAGCUCUGGAUUGCCUGGAACUUGCUAGGUAGACCAGGCUGGCCUCGAACUCAUAGAGAUCCACCUGCCUCUACCUCCCAGUUUUCCCCAUCUGUCUCCCUGUGGUCCAUAUGUGUAACUCUUAUUUCAUUUCAUGGAGGUGACACUUUUUCUCCCUUCAGUUUCUUUGUUCUUUACUGACCAGAAAAGUGCCUACUUGUCCUCUGUUGGCAAGGCCACCCACCCUCAGGACCUUCCCACCAGUUCCUUUAUAGGCAAAUCCCUCCCCCUUUGAGGUCCUUCCCUUUCUUACCUCUCUACCCUAUUCUCAAUGGCCCCCAGCCCUAGGCUGGUCAAUGGAGAGGGAAAGGGAGCAAAACAUCUUAAGAGUUUUAUUUGUGAAUAAAUUAAAUUUUUGUAAAUAAAAUGUUUAACAAUAAAACUAAAGUUUUAUGAAACAUA